Messenger RNA from Olea europaea var. sylvestris, 840 nucleotides. Its product is annotated as multiple RNA-binding domain-containing protein 1-like. The coding region runs from base 420 to 665 and encodes 81 amino acids. The transcript is spliced from 3 exons. Gene Ontology annotation, molecular function: RNA binding. Lineage: Eukaryota; Viridiplantae; Streptophyta; Magnoliopsida; Lamiales; Oleaceae. The record is from RefSeq and is a predicted model, not a curated record.
GCCUUUUGCAUGGUUAAUUCUACUUGUGAUUAGAUGUUGUUAUAUUGAUUUGUGAGUUCUAGUUAUUUUUUUCCCGAGUAAUCAUUGCUGAUAGUAUAAAGUGAAAAGAAUAAAGUGCAAAUACAUAGUUUUGCGGGAUAUUUUCCCAGAUUAUAGUGCAAUAUAUUGUGGUAUAAUGGCAUGUUCUUUUAGGUUUUUCAAGUAGUGUGGAUGUUUUCUUAGCACAGUUCCUACUACAGGUAGUCAAGUCUUUUUUGUCGUGUUGUUUUGUGUUGCAGUCCCGCUCAGUAUAUGUAAAGAACCUGAAUUUCAAAACAUCGGAUGAGAACUUGAAGAGACAUUUCACCGAGCAUUUAGAGAAAGGAAGAAUACUUAGUGUCAGGGUGAAGAAGCAUCCGAAAAAUGGAAAGAAAGUUUCGAUGGGUUUUGGUUUCAUAGAGUUCGAUUCUAUUGAUACAGCAGUGAAUGUUUGCAGGGAUUUGCAGGGAACCGUUUUGGAUGGGCAUGCCCUCAUAUUGCAACUUUGUCAUGCUAAAAAGGAUGAACACCACCAUAAAAAAGUUGAUAGUGACAAGAGUUCAACAAAAUUGAUAGUAAGGAAUGUUGCUUUUGAGGCAACAGAUAAAGAUCUUAGACAGCUGUUUAGUCCAUUUGGCCAGGUAUAGUCUCUGAUUUUUUGUUGUGAUGAAAUGAUUCCGUGUUCUUUAUUUUUGUGUCAAUUAUGUUUUGAAGCGAUGAAAUAUGAUGUGUAGAUAGUUCCCAACUUUUGACUGAGGACUUCUAUGUUAGUUGAUUAAAUAUUAUUCUAUGAAUGUCUCCUUCUCAAUUGCCUUCUAACUU